Strongylocentrotus purpuratus (purple sea urchin) is the source of this 3114-nucleotide messenger RNA. RefSeq lists its product as uncharacterized. The record is from RefSeq and is a predicted model, not a curated record. Gene Ontology annotation, molecular function: nucleic acid binding. The coding region runs from base 1 to 3114 and encodes 1037 amino acids. NCBI's taxonomy places the organism in Eukaryota, Metazoa, Echinodermata, Echinoidea, Camarodonta, Strongylocentrotidae. The transcript has a single exon. Gene Ontology annotation, biological process: DNA integration.
AUGCUACUAAAUGGUCGAAGAGUACAGUUCCAGUUGGACUCUGGAGCAACAGUGAGUGUUCUCCCACAGAAGUUUCUGUCUGAAGAAGAUGUAGUGAGAAAUGAAUGCAUCCAUCUCCGGAUGUGGAACCACUCUCCGCUACUACGUGCUGUGGGAAAGUGCAAAGUCGUGACAAGGAAUCCAGCUACUGGAAAAAAGUACAGGAUUGACUAUGUCAUAGUUAAGGAGGAUCUGACUCCACUGCUAAGCAAAACAGCUUCUGAGAAGAUGCAGCUUAUCACUGUUCACUACGAAUCUAUGGAAAUAGUCCACAACAUAUUUCCUGAGAAUGUCUGCAACCUAGCUCCUGAGAAUCUUCACAAAGAGUAUCCUGUGGUCUUCUCAUCCUCUGUGACUGGUACUCUGCCGGGGAACGAUGUUCAUCUGACUGUUAUGGAUGAUGCUACCCCUAGUGUUCGUCCUGCUAGAGUGAUACCAGAAUCCUUGAGAAGUAUUGUGAAGGAUGAACUUGAUGCACUGCAGACAAGAGACCUGAUUGAGGAAGUAAGUUCUCCAACUGACUGGGUAAGCCAGAUGGCUGUUGUACAGAAGAAAUCUGGUAAAGUGCGUGUGUGCUUAGACCCUAGACCACUCAAUCUCGUGCUGAAAAGAGAACAUUAUCCUCUGCCUGUUCUCGAUGAUAUCCUGCCUCAACUGUCCAAUGCAACGGUCUUCUCCAUCUGUGAUCUAAAAGAUGGAUAUUUGCAUUGUGUUCUUGACGACGACUCAAGUCUGCUAACUACCUUUGCAACACCAUGGGGAAGGUAUAAAUGGAAACGUCUACCAUUUGGCUUGAAGGUUAGCAGCGAAAUCUUCCAAAAGAGACUUCAUCUAGCACUGGAUGGUCUUCAAGGGGUACGAUGUGUGGCAGAUGACAUCAUAAUCUGGGGUAACAGUGAUGCUGAGCAUGAUACCCGACUACAGAGUCUUCUACAGAGAUGUCAAACUGUUGGCAUAGUCUUGAAUAAGGAGAAAUGCCAAUUUCGACUGAAGGAAAUCUCGUUCCUAGGCCACAUAGUAUCCAACUCUGGACUGAAAGCUGAUCCAUCCAAGAUCGAUGCAAUCCUGAACAUGAGUUCUCCAACCUGCAAGGAUGACAUCCAUCGCUUACGUGGCAUGGUCAAUUAUUUGGCCAGGUAUCUGCCCAAACUAUCUGAUGUCAUGAAGCCUCUCAAUGACUUAACCCACAACAACUCUGCGUGGACUUGGGACUCCAACCAUGACAAAGCCUUUAGGUUGCUGAAAGAGAUGCUGAUACAAGCUCCUGUGUUGGCGUUCUACAACCAAAGCAAGCCACUUCAAAUCCAAACUGAUGCCAGUGCUACAGGGUUAGGUGCUGUGAUGCUACAGGAUGGUCAACCAAUAGCAUAUGCCAGUAGGAUGCUGAGUGAUCCUGAGACCAGAUAUUCUGUCAUUGAGAAGGAGAUGCUAGCAAUAGUCUUUGCACUGGAAAAGUGGAAUCAGUUCACUUUUGGUCGUAAGACAACAGUAUAUAGUGACCACAAACCACUGGAGUGCAUUGUGAAGAAGGCCCUGGACAAAGCUCCCAAACGCCUACAAGGAAUGUUACUACGCGCCAUGGCGUAUGAUGUUGAAGUGAAAUACCUUAAAGGGAAGGACAACAUCUUGGCUGAUGCACUAAGCCGUGCUUCUCUUCCGUAUGAGAGCGGACAGCAUGAUCUAGAGGUGGUGAAUGCUGUCAAACUCUUGUCUCUCCCUGAUGACAAGAUAGCUGAGAUAAAGAGACAGACUACCCAAGAUCCAACUCUCUCCCAGCUCAAAGACACCAUACUUGAUGGGUGGCCAGACAACAAGACAAAGCUUCCUUUGUCACUGACUCCAUACUUCAGUUUCAGAGAUGAACUUUCGGUGACUGAUGAUCUGAUUUUCAAGGGAGAACGGCUGGUAAUCCCUAAGCAGAUGAGGCGACAGAUCAAGGAGGAGUUACACAUUGGCCACAAUGGAGUCGAAGGAACUUUGAGAAGAGCCCGUGAAUAUGUCUAUUGGCCAGGUAUGAACAAGGAGAUAAAGGAGUGGAUCCAGACAUGCGAGACCUGUCAAGAAAACUCAGUCUCUCAACCUGCCCAACCUUUGAUGUCUCAUCCUAUCUCUGACAGGCCAUGGUCAAGAAUUGGAAUCGAUCUCUUCCAUCAUGAUAACGAGAACUAUCUCAUUAUGGUCUGUUACUACUCCAAUUUCUUUGAGAUAGAAAAGCUACAGAGGACGACUGCCCCCGCAGUUAUCAAGCGACUGAAACGUCACAUCGGACGCUAUGGAGUGCCAGAGAUCAUUGUCUCAGACAAUGGACCUCCUUUCUCUUCAAGGGACUUUGCUGAGUUUGCCAAAGAGAUGGGAAUCAAGCAUAACACCAUCUCACCUCACAACAGCAAGGCAAAUGGCAAGGCAGAGUCUGCUGUUAAGACUGCCAAAAGACUGCUUACCAAAUGCAAGGACACUGGAGAUAACGUUGAUCUAGCCUUACUCAACGUUCGUAAUACACCAACUCAAGGUACCCAGACCAGUCCUGCGCAAAGGUUCAUGGGUAGACGAACACGUACACUCCUACCCACCACAACUCAGUUGUUGAUGCCUGAUCGUGACUCAGGACCUGAUGUCGAGAAACUCAAUUCAAACCAGAGACGACAGGAGAAGUAUUUCAACAGAAAUACAAGGAAGCUCAAGGAUCUUCCACUUGGAGCAACUGUACGUGUGAAACCAUUCAACCAUAGAAAGAAAUGGAAGAAAGCGGUGAUCCUGAAGAAAAUAGACGAUCGAUCAUAUGAAGUUCGCUGUGAUGGUCAAACACUUCGUAGAAACAGAGAACAUCUCAGAGCGACCUCAUCCACGUCAGAUACACUUGAUCCUAUUCCCAACAUGUUUAACUGGGAAUGCCAGGACAACAACCAACCCAAGGUGAGGACUACAGAGCAGCGUCAAUCUACCACUACAAGUCCUGUGAAGUUUCGCGGUGAUGGUACAUCUGAGACGCUUGACGAGAACAACACAAGCUCGCUGAGACGUUCAAACAGACAACGUCGAGAACCGCAUAAGAUGAAAGAUUUCGUAACAUUUUGA